AUGCACUUUGCAAGCCUCAAGAACAACACGCACGAGACGUGGUACAAGGAUGCCGGCCUACGAAAGAACGUCUGGCAUUGUGUCGGCUUCUACUUUGCCGUCUUUUACCUUGGUUUCGAUGCGUCCCUGAUGAACGGUCUGCAAGCCAUCCCCCAGUGGCAGGAGUACUUCAACCAUCCCUCGGGGAACAUCCUUGGCCUCAUCUCGGCCAGUCUGUUUUUGCCUGCCAUCAUCACACCCUUCGCUGCGUCUUGGAUCAACGGUCGAUGGGGUCGCAAGUGGUGCCUGGCCAUUGGCUCGACCCUCCUCAUCCUCGGUGCGUUCCUAAACGCCUUCGCCAAGGACCUGGGCACCUUUAUCGGUGGCCGUGUCAUCAUCGGUGCCGCCGGCCCCUUUGGAAAGAUCACGGGCAUCGCGCUGCUCCAGGAACUCGCCCACCCCCGUCUCCGUCCCUACGUAGCCACCGCCUACUACAGCAACUACUACGUCGGCCAGAUCGCCGCCGCCUGGUUCUGCUACGGUACCCUCUCCUGGGCGCCUACAGAGUGGCGGUGGCGCGCGCCCUGUCUGUUCCAGGCGUUCGCACCACUUGUCGUGCUAGUCCACCUCCUCUUCGUCCCCGAGAGCCCUCGAUGGCUCAUCGACCACGAUCGCUCCGAGCAGGCCCUCAAGGUGCUAGCCGAUGAGCAUGCCAACGGCGACCAGGACGACGAGCUCGUCAGGUACGAAUACGACGAGAUCUGCCGCGCCCUCCAGUUCGAGAAGGAAAACAACAAUGCCAAAUACACUGAUUUCCUCAAGACACCCGGCAACAGGCGACGUCUGCUCGUGCUCGUCACCAUGGGCACUGGCUCGAACUGGGUCGGCAACGGGAUCAUUGCCUACUACCUCAGUCCCGCCCUAAAGCUCGUCGGCAUCACCGACGCGGGCACGAUUGCCGGCAUCAACGGCGGCUUGGCCGUCUGGUCCCUAUUCUGGGCGUACGCUGGUGCCAUGAGCGCCGAGCGCGUCGGGCGUCGCACUCUGUGGAUCACGGGCACCGCGGGCAUGUGUUGCGCGUACGUUGCUAUCACGGGCCUCAGCGGUGCCUUUGCCACGAAUCCCUCGCACAGCCUGGGUAUCGCGGUGAUUCCCAUGAUGUACAUCUUCAAGAUCUUUUAUUGCAUCAGCUGGUCACCGCUGCCGUUUGCUUAUGGCGCUGAGAUUCUGCCAUAUAACUUGCGUCUCAAGGGUCUCAGUAUCGAGCUGAGUGUUCAGAGCGUGGCCCUGGCCUUCAACCAAUGGGUCAACCCCGUGGCACUCCAGGCCAUUGCUUGGAAAUACUACAUCGUCUACAUUGGCGUCAUUGCAAUGUACCUCGUGCUCAUCCUGUUCUUCUUCCCCGAGACUCGGGGCAUGUCCAUUGAGGAAGUCUCAGUCCUCUUCGAUACGGGACGCAAGGGAGAUCCCGACGCCGUGGCUCGCCAGUUCCAACACGGUGGCUCUGAUAAGGAGCGCGCGUUGGCGGAGGACAUUGAUGACCCUGAAAAAGAAGCACAAACCGCCACUGUCACCCGGGUUGAGAAGUAA
Messenger RNA from Emericellopsis atlantica, 1569 nucleotides. Its product is annotated as general substrate transporter. Gene Ontology annotation, biological process: transmembrane transport; carbohydrate transport. The transcript has 3 exons. NCBI's taxonomy places the organism in Eukaryota, Fungi, Ascomycota, Sordariomycetes, Hypocreales, Bionectriaceae. Gene Ontology annotation, molecular function: carbohydrate:proton symporter activity. The record is from RefSeq and is a predicted model, not a curated record. Gene Ontology annotation, cellular component: membrane. Bases 1 to 1569 code for a protein of 522 amino acids.